Messenger RNA from Hippocampus comes (tiger tail seahorse), 554 nucleotides. It is a transcript of the gene ltc4s, whose product is annotated as leukotriene C4 synthase. The transcript is spliced from 5 exons. The record is from RefSeq and is a predicted model, not a curated record. Lineage: Eukaryota; Metazoa; Chordata; Actinopteri; Syngnathiformes; Syngnathidae. Gene Ontology annotation, molecular function: glutathione transferase activity; glutathione peroxidase activity; leukotriene-C4 synthase activity. The coding region runs from base 64 to 510 and encodes 148 amino acids. Gene Ontology annotation, cellular component: nuclear envelope; endoplasmic reticulum; membrane. Gene Ontology annotation, biological process: leukotriene biosynthetic process.
CCCGCCCACUUGAGGCCACAGUGUUGGAACCGGUCGCCGAGGCCGCACACUGGACAAGACGCCAUGGAUGAGCAGCAGCAUCAUCAGCUUGUUGGCCUGGCCGCCGUUACGGUUGCUGCCGUUCUGGAGCAAGCGUACUUCUCCUUGCAGGUGAUAAGCGCCCGGAGGAAGUUUCGCGUGUCGCCCCCGUGUACGAGUGGACCCCCCCAAUUUGAGAGAGUCUUCAGGGCCCAAGUGAAUUGCUCAGAAUAUUUCCCCCUCUUCAUCGCCAUCUUGUGGACGUCCGGAGUCUUCUUCAGCCAAGGUGCGUCUUGCGUGUGCGGCGCGGCCUACGUGAUGGCGCGUCUGUGUUACUUUCAAGGUUACGCAGAGUCGCCGCAGCAACGCUUGCGUGCGCUCUACGUGAGCGCGGGCUUCCUCUGGCUGCUCAUUGGCUUCUCCUGCGUCGGUAUUUUGCUGUCCUUCUGGCGACUUGCCGGCCGACUCCAACUUCUCAACUACGUCGCCUGAGCUGUCGGCCAUCGCCCCAACUUUAGCGACUAAUAAAAAUGCAA